AUGGACGAUGGUGGCUUUUCCGGCACAGACGAACAAAAUAAUCCUACCAACUACAUUUAUUAUUUGGGCGUUAUUGAUAUUUUGACGCCAUAUAAUACUGUUAAGAAGUUGAUGAUUUCUGUUGUACAUCCGCGAUGGUAUGGUAAACGUUCUUAG
Molecule: messenger RNA, 156 nt
Organism: Funneliformis caledonium
Lineage: Eukaryota; Fungi; Glomeromycota; Glomeromycetes; Glomerales; Glomeraceae
Source: the annotation of a GenBank genome assembly